Messenger RNA from Gordionus sp. m RMFG-2023, 1001 nucleotides. RefSeq names its product probable basic-leucine zipper transcription factor S. The coding region runs from base 1 to 810 and encodes 269 amino acids. NCBI's taxonomy places the organism in Eukaryota, Metazoa, Nematomorpha, Gordioida, Chordodea, Parachordodidae. The transcript has 12 exons. The record is from RefSeq and is a predicted model, not a curated record.
AUGUCUUAUUCACUGGGUUACUCUAUAUUUGCCGAAUACGACUUUUACAAAAUAAAGCCUUUAAAAAUUAAUAAAAAAGGCUCUAUUGAAAAUAAUAAGGAUGAUGUAAAUACACCAGAAUUUAAAAUUAAACACCUAGUCAUAGUUUUAACUAAAUUAAAAUUGCCAGUACAAACCACUUUGGAUAUACCCAAACGUAGGAGGGAAGAAAAUGAUCUUGAUACACUCAUUUAUAUACCCAAAGACCAUAUAAAAUCACUACCUAAUUUAGAUAUAUCAAGUAUUACAUUUAAUAAAAAUGAUGAUAGUCAACAAAAUGAACACACCAAAUCACUAAUUAAUAUAGAAAAUCAAAAUUUUAAUGAUGAACUUGAUACCAUAAGCAACAAUUUACCACCCACAUCAGAAAAUCAAAAUUUUAAUGAUGAACUUGAUACCAUAAGCAACAAUUUACCACUCACCUCAGAAAUACCUAGAUACUCUAUAAAAAAUUAUGAUAAAAAUAAGCUAAAUACACUUGAUCACUUCAAAUCUCUACCUAGUAAAAGUAUAUCAAGUAUCAUAUUGAAGAAGAAUGAUAGUAGUCAACAAAAUAUUAUAGGCUGUAUCAAUUUAGAAUUUAAAGGAAUAUCUCAAUUAAUAUUCACACCAAGGGGUAAAAAAAAUAGUGAUAACAAACAAAAAAAUACACUAAGUCACAACAAAUCACUAUCUAAUAAAUAUAUAUCUAAAAAAUCUAGGGAGAAUUUAAAUGGAAAUGAAGUUCCACUCAUGUCAGCAACCCACAUACUCCAGAAACCUAAGGGUUAAUAGACAACCAAUUAUACUAGAUCAUUUAGAACCAUCACCUACUACAAUGCUCAUGUCAAUCAAGAAACAUUAUUCUGGAGCUGAUGAUGCUGAGGCGAUUUUUUUGAAUUUCCAGUCAAAUUUUUUAGGUCGUAAAGGAUAUUUGCCCCGUUGGCGCCUUUUUUAAACUCCAUUUUAAAAAAUAAAUACAG